Messenger RNA from Oppiella nova, 1510 nucleotides. Lineage: Eukaryota; Metazoa; Arthropoda; Arachnida; Sarcoptiformes; Oppiidae. The record is from the annotation of a GenBank genome assembly.
CUACCACACGGACAGAUACGCGAUAAUGAUGAUGAGCAAGGUGAUGUGCCUAAAAAGCAGAAAUAUCCGUAUGGCGUCGGAUUUAUCAUUGGAAAUGAAUUUUGUGAACGAUUCUCAUAUUUCGGAGCUAGAACAAUUUUAAUCAUAUACUUUACAAAAAUACUCAAAUACCCUGAUGACUCCGCGAUUGACUACUACCAUAUAUUCACUAUGACCUGCUAUAUGACCACGAUCAUCGGCGCUAUUAUUGCCGAUACACUGUGGGGAAAAUUCAAGACAAUACUUUAUCUGUCAAUCCUAUACGCUAUUGGCAAUAUUGUAUUAUCAUUGGGUGCCUACGUUGAAAAAGAGUACGUAUCAUGUCAUUCAAUUGUUGCCGCAUUUGGGGGAGACCAAUUUGGCCCGGGUAUGGAAAAGCAGCUAGAGAAAUAUUUCUCCCUAUUUUACGCGGCUAUAAACGCCGGCGGAUUUUUGUCGACUAUCGUGACCCCGAUGUUAAGGGAAGACGUCAAGUGUUUCGAUAGGGACUCCUGUUUUCCGUUAGCUUUCGGAGUACCGGCUAUACUGAUGGUGGUGGCGCUCGUGCUGUUUAUCGCCGGCAGGUUUAUCUGCAAUUAUAAUAUGAUCCCUCCCAAGAAGGAUAGUGUCAUCGUGCAAACAUCGUUGUAUAGAAAAUUGUUUACACGUCGACCAAAAAGGGACCACUGGAUAGAUUACGCUGAUGAUAAAUUUGAUGCACAAACAAUAACUGAUAUUAAAGGCUUGAUGAGAGUGUGCUUUCUAUUUAUACCUUUGCCUAUAUUUUGGGCACUGUAUAAUCAACAGGGUUCAGUAUGGACACUGCAAGCUAUUAAAAUGAACGGAAACCUAUUUGGCUCAUACACAAUUAAACCUGAUCAAAUACAAGUGAUAAAUCCCGUAUUAAUCAUUGUAUUUAUUCCUAUAUUUGAAUACGUCAUCUACCCAUUAUGCGCAAAAAUGAACUUGCUCAAAAAACCACUGCAACGCAUGGUGUGCGGGGGUGUUUUAGCGGCAAUAUCCUACGUGAUAUGCGGGUUCAUACAGAUAUGGGUGGAAACUAAGCCAGAUGGUAGCGUGAAUAUAUUGUGGCAACUGAUCCCUUAUAUUGUGAUAACCGCCGCCGAGAUUAUGUUCUCGAUCACCGGUUUAGAGUUUUCGUAUCAACAGGCGCCAAAAAGUAUGAAAUCCGUAAUACAGGCUGUUUAUACUACCACGGUAGCAUUUGGGGAUAUUAUUGUCAUUAUCAUAUCGUCCGCGAAGUUAUUCGAAAAGGAGUCAAACACGUUUUUCUUUUUUGGCGGUUUAAUGGUUGCCGAUAUGAUUGCAUUCGCGAUUAUGGCCUAUUAUUACGUGCCAUACAAACAACCUAGUCCAAUUAAUAAUAGCGAUAGUGAUGUUGAUGAAAGUGACAUUCCGAAGGAUUCCAUUAAGAAUAAGCAAUAGUUUUAUUUUAUUAUAUUUAACUUAAAUUUUAUUUAUUAAUUAAAUU